UAGGCACACGAACACACUCGCCUUCUCUUCUUGUUUCAAACGCGCUGAAACCCUCCCAUCCCAGAGAAAAAAAGGGGAGAAAAGAAAUUCAAAAGCUCCCAAACCCCUCGUCCGCCGCCGCCAUGGACAGGGCCCCGCCGCGCGGCGCUCCCCGCGACGCCGUCGGCCAGCGGUGGCUCGCCGUCUUCGCCUUCCAGGCCGCGCUCUCGGCGGCCGCCUCCGUAAUCCACCUCGCGACCUCCCCGCGCCGCCGCCACGCCAGCCUCGGGGUGCCCCCGGCCCUCCUCCUCGCGCUGCACCCGUUCCUCUCCUGCGCCGCCACGGGGCUCCUCGCGCUCGCCUUCCUCAUCUCCGCCUCGCCCCACCCGCGCCCGCCGCCGGUGCCGCUGCGCGCGCUCGCGGCCUUCCUCCUCGCCGCGGCCGGCGCGCUCUGCGUGGCCGCGGCGGCGUCUCUGGUCCCCGAGGACGCCGGCUGGGCCGCCGUCGCCGGGCUGGGGUUCCGCGGCGCUGUGCUGGGCGCGGUGUUCGCCGCCCACUACUUCGGGCGUGGGAGGUGGCUGCUCCAGUUCCCCGUCGUGCAGCGACCUCUGUUCUAUGGAUUGAAGAUGGGGCUCCUACCAUCUAUGAAAAGGGCUCUAAAGGUGUCGCUUCAGGCCUUCUGCCUUUCAUUUGUCCUGAUUUUUAUUCUUCCCCGGCAAUUCAGAAUUGGAGGAUCCAUUGGAAGCCAAAUUAUCACCCAAAUCGGUAUUUUUAUGGUGACCACAGGUGUUUCCUUCUGUUGGGAAAUAAGCCAUCAUUUUGUCCAGGUUGUGCAUACAAGAAGGUGCAGUUUUACUCCACCUCAGAGCACUGCCGCUGCAGAGACUAAUCCUACGGAUUAUAUCCUUGAAACAUUGGAACUAAGUGAUCCACGGUCGCUCAUGCAGUAUCUUGCCUUCCAAGAUUUGUGUGCAGUAUCUGAAUGUAACAUAGAACCUUGGCGUCGGGGUGCCUUCUUCGAGGAAUCUGGUGAAACUUACAAAAGAAUCGUGACAGCCUGUUUGAAGCCACUUGAGGACUUCACUACAAAAAUUGCUGAAGCGCUCGAAGGGUUUUCUAGCGAUAAGCCAGAAUUAUUGUCACAACAGUCUAAGCUCUAUGGUGCAUUUAGUGAUGCACAGAUAUGCUCAUGGUGUGCUCGGACAUUGGCGACAUUGACUGCACGCUCACGGCGAGAGGAUCGAUAUGGAGUUGCUCAGCUCACUGGCUGCAAUGCUGCUGUGAUGUCUACCCUGCUGUCUGCGCUAGUUGCGGUGGAAGCAUGUUUAGGAAAGAAAACCAACCCGCAACCUGUGCACUCACUGGGUCCAGCAAGCAUUAGGUGGGGCAACUUCUCCACAGCAAAAAAGGGCAACGUAACUGCCAUUGCAAGCACGCAGAGAGGCGGUCUGCACACUAAAGCUUAUUUGAUGGCUGAUGUUUUCCGGACGUCGAUCUAUCAGAUAGUUUCAGCCUUCCUGGAUGACAUGCGGGCAAAUGCGAAAUCUUCGAGUCUGGAGAAGAACUGGAUCAGUGAAGGAAGAAAACCUAUAUUUGGUUCACCUGCUGUGUUGGUUCAGAAGCUGAGCCUGUUCACUGAAUACCAUGCUGUCUGAACAUUGUGUGAUGCCUCGCAGAUCCUUGUUAGCGAAAACAGUCCAUGCAAGGAAUCUUUGUAUUGAACCGACGAACUGUUUAAGUAAAGUCUGGAACUGUGACACUGCUAUCUCA
Lolium perenne is the source of this 1749-nucleotide messenger RNA. RefSeq lists its product as uncharacterized. Gene Ontology annotation, molecular function: protein-macromolecule adaptor activity. NCBI's taxonomy places the organism in Eukaryota, Viridiplantae, Streptophyta, Magnoliopsida, Poales, Poaceae. Gene Ontology annotation, biological process: nuclear pore organization. Gene Ontology annotation, cellular component: nuclear pore transmembrane ring. The record is from RefSeq and is a predicted model, not a curated record.